UCGCGAGGCCGGCGGGCCGUGCGGGAGCGGCGCGCGGGGCGCCGCUGUGAGGCCGGGGACGAGGGCCACGCGGCCGUGUGGGUCCCAGGGCGGAGGCGGCGCGGCGCCCGCGCGGAGAGGGUCGGGGCAGCGGGACGCGCCGGCGAUGGGGAGGCCCGGGCCCCGCACCUCUCCCGGGCGCGCGCGCGGCUCCGCGGGCGACCAGUGACCGUCCGGGCGGGGUGCGCCGGGCCGUUCGCCAGGGAGCCGCGGCCGCGGCCGCGGCGGCCGCAUGAGGAGCGGCCGGGGCCGGGCCGGGCCUCGCUGACCCCGGCCCCGCGCGCGCGGCGGCCUCUCCCGUUCCGCCCCGGCCUCCCGGCAUGAGCGUGCGCCGGCUCCUGGGCCCGCGGCUGCCCCCACCCCGCAGCCCGCGGGCGCGCUCCCGGCCGGCGGCCCCGCGGCGCUGAUCCCGCCGCUCGCCCCGCCGAGGCCAUGGAGGUGGUGGGCGACUUCGAGUACAGCAAGAGGGACCUCGUGGGACACGGGGCCUUCGCCGUGGUCUUCCGGGGGCGGCACCGCCAGAAAACUGAUUGGGAGGUAGCUAUUAAAAGUAUUAAUAAAAAGAACUUGUCAAAAUCACAAAUACUGCUUGGGAAGGAAAUUAAAAUCUUAAAGGAACUUCAGCAUGAAAAUAUUGUAGCACUCUAUGAUGUUCAGGAAUUACCCAACUCUGUCUUCCUGGUGAUGGAGUAUUGCAAUGGCGGAGACCUGGCAGAUUAUUUGCAAGCUAAAGGAACUCUCAGCGAAGAUACCAUCAGAGUGUUUCUGCAUCAGAUUGCAGCUGCCAUGCGAAUUCUGCACGGCAAGGGCAUCAUCCACAGGGAUCUCAAGCCACAGAACAUCUUGCUGUCUUACGCCAAUCGCAGGAAGUCUGGUGUCAGUGGUAUUCGCAUCAAAAUAGCGGAUUUUGGUUUUGCUCGUUACCUACAUAGUAACAUGAUGGCUGCAACACUGUGCGGAUCCCCAAUGUACAUGGCUCCUGAGGUUAUUAUGUCUCAACAUUAUGAUGCUAAGGCAGACUUGUGGAGCAUAGGAACAGUAAUAUACCAAUGCCUCGUUGGAAAACCACCUUUUCAGGCCAAUAGUCCUCAAGACUUAAGGAUGUUUUAUGAAAAACACAGAAGCUUAAUGCCUAGCAUCCCCAGAGAAACAUCCCCAUAUUUGGCUAAUCUUCUUUUGGGUUUGCUUCAGAAAAACCAAAAAGAUAGAAUGGACUUUGAAGCAUUUUUUAGCCAUCCUUUUCUUGAGCAAGUUCCACUAAAAAAAUCCUGCCCCGUGCCCGUGCCCCCGUGUGCUGGCUCCGCCUUGGGAAGUUCCUGCGGCAGCUCGCCGCCCUGCCGCUUUGCCUCUCCACCAUCCCUUGCAGAUAUGCAGCAUAUUCAGGAAGAAAACCUAUCCUCCCCACCAUUGGGCCCUCCCAACUACCUACAAGUGUCCAAAGAUUCUGCCAGUACUAGUAGCAAGAACUCUUCUUGUGACACGGAUGACUUUGUUUUGGUUCCACACAACAUCUCGUCAGACCACUCAUAUGAUAUGCCAGUGGGAACUGCCAGCAGACGAGCUUCAAAUGAGUCCUUGGUGUUUGGAGGACAGUGUGUGCCUACUGUGUCACCUCCCAGUGAAACAGCACCAAUUCCAGUUCCUACUCAGAUAAGGAAUUAUCAGCGCAUGGAGCAGAAUCUUACAUCUACUGCCAGCUCUGGCACAAAUCUACAUGGUUCUCCACGGUCUGCAGUGGUGCGAAGGUCCAACACCAGUCCUAUGGGCUUCCUCCGAGUGGGAGCCGGCUCCCCAGCGCCCGCAGAUGCAGCACAGACAGUCGGACGGAGACUCUCCACGGGGUCUUCCAGGCCUUAUUCACCUUCCCCUUUGGUUGGUGCCAUUCCAGAGCCAUGGAGUCAGUGCUGCUGUGGGCGCCCGCAGGGCCAAGAGUCCGGGAGGAGGAACUCUUCAGGUUCCUCAGUGCUGCAGGCUCAGUCACCACAGUCUUUCUUACUGGGUGCUAGACUGCAGAGGGCCCCCAGCCUCACCGACAUCUACCAGCACAAGCAGAAGCUCCGAAAGCAGCACUCCGACCCCGUGUGCCCAUCCCACAGCGGCGCUGGGUGCAGUCACUCCCCUCAGCCCAGUCGGCCUGGCAGCCUGGGGACUUCUCCCACCAGACACCUGGGGUCCUCUCCACGGAGUUCUGACUGGUUCUUUAAAACCCCUUUACCAACCAUAAUUGGCUCUCCUACCAAGACCACAGCUCCUUUCAAAAUCCCCAAAACACAAGCAUCUUCCAACCUGCUAGCGUUGGUUCCUCGUCAUUGGCCUUCUGAAGGGCAACCUAAAGAUGGGGAUGACCCACGAGAAUGCCCUCAUUGUCUCUUACUGCCAGGAAGUGAGAGGCAGACGUCUGAGCAGCAAAGCAAGGCAGUGUUUGGCAGAUCCGUCAGUACUGGGAAACUAUCCGAUCAGCAAGUCAAGACACUUUUAGGUGGACAUCAGGGCAGUACAGACAGUUUAAAUACAGAACGACCAAUGGAUAUAGGAGCCUGUGGUGUGGCCCUGGUGCCUCCGGGGGGAGCAGCAGCAAGUUCCAGGGCCGUCCUGUUCACUGUGGGGUCUCCUCCGCACAGCGCCACGGCCCCCACUCGGACCCACACAGUCCUUCGGCCAAGGACAACCUCAGUGGGCUCCAGCAGCUCGGGGGGCUCCCUGUGCUCCGCAAGCAGCCGCGUGUGUGUGGGCUCCCCACCCGGGCCGUGCUGGGGGCCCUCCCCUCCAGGAACAGAGGCAGCCCCCAGCCUGAGAUACACGCCGUAUGGGGCUUCUCCCCCCAGCCUGGAGGGGCUCAUCACCUUCGAAGCGCCUGAGCUGCCGGAGGAGACACUGAUGGAGCGAGAACACACAGACACCCUGCGCCACCUGAGCGUGAUGCUGACGUUCACGGAGUGCGUGCUGGACCUGACGGCGGCGCGGGGCGGCCUCCCGGAGCUGAGCUCGUCCGCCGGCUCCUUGUGCCAGGCGCAGGAGAGCGUGCUUGUGGACCAGAUCAGCCGGCUGAGCAAGGACUGGGGGCGGGUGGAGCAGCUGGUGCUCUACAUGAAAGCGGCCCAGCUGCUGGCGGCGUCGCUGCAUCUCGCUAAAGCCCAGAUCAAGGCUGGGAAGCUGAGCCCGUCCUCGGCGGUGAAACAAGUUGUCAGAAACCUGAACGAACGGUACAAGCUGUGCAUCACCAUGUGCAAGAAGCUGACUGAGAAGCUGACCCGCUUCUUCUCCGACAAGCAGCGCUUCAUGGACGAAGUGAACAGCGUCACGGCAGAGAGGCUCAUCUACAACUGCGCCGUGGAGAUGGUGCAGUCUGCAGCCCUGGACGAGAUGUUCCAGCAGACGGAGGACAUCGCGUACCGCUACUACAAGGCGGCGCUGCUCCUGGAAGGCCUGACCAAGAUCCUCCCGGACCCCGCGGACGUGGAAAACAUGCACAAGUAUAAAUCUAGCAUCGAAAGAAGGCUGUCGGCGCUCUGCGGCCGCUCUCCCACGCCCUGAGAGCAGCAGGUGCCAGGCCCGGCCUGCUGCCUGGCCGCUACCAAAGACAACGAUGUGCUUGUGGGAAACCCGCCUUAUUGGAGAGUCACCCUGUUCUGUCCUCUGUAGAAGCAGAAGCAAGAGUAUUUCCCUCGGCUCUGUUUGCACUUGGUAAAUAAAUGUACCUUAGAACUAGCAUUAUUAGUACAUUUAUUCUUAAGGACAGUUAAGAUGGAACAAAACGAGUAGCCCUUCGCUCAGUCACCAGAGCAGUGUGUGGGGUUCCACGUGUCUCCUGGUGGAAAGUGCGCAGCGACAUCGUCCGGCAGCUGGAUGCUGGGGCAUGUUGUCCGAGUCUGAGCAUGACCCUGGAACAGCUCAGGAAGAAACGGCAUCAGGGACGUGGAAGACAGCUCUGAAAAGGAAUGGUGAACUCUUCACUUUCACCUAAUGUGGACACUUGUUAAUCUUCCCAGGUCUUUCAUAUAUUGCACUAAUUUAUUAAAACAACUCUGUAUUGGAUUUUGCAAUCUAAAACUAACUGAGGCACAAUGGACUUGUUUGAAAAAUACUUUACUUGAUUGUACACACACACACCCUUUCCGGAGUCACACGUAAUCGCUAGUAGGCUUUUCGGUGGAAGGACCUGUGUUCAGGUGAACCUUUGCGUGUGUUUAACCUCUUCCUCUGCACCCAGGUUUCCUCAGUGAUGUUUUGGGUGGCAGCUGUCGGCCUUUGGCUGCAUUCUUUAUUGUGCAUGCGGAAUGUGCACUGAUGGCUGGGACUUCUUGGCCUCUUAACAGCUGGGUUAUUGGGCAGUAUUAG
This is a messenger RNA of Pipistrellus kuhlii (Kuhl's pipistrelle), 4377 nucleotides long. It is a transcript of the gene ULK2, whose product is annotated as unc-51 like autophagy activating kinase 2. Gene Ontology annotation, cellular component: cytoplasm; autophagosome. Gene Ontology annotation, biological process: protein autophosphorylation; autophagy; positive regulation of autophagy. The record is from RefSeq and is a predicted model, not a curated record. NCBI's taxonomy places the organism in Eukaryota, Metazoa, Chordata, Mammalia, Chiroptera, Vespertilionidae. Gene Ontology annotation, molecular function: ATP binding; protein serine/threonine kinase activity. The transcript is spliced from 27 exons. Bases 472 to 3573 code for a protein of 1033 amino acids.